Messenger RNA from Closterium sp. Naga37s-1, 213 nucleotides. Lineage: Eukaryota; Viridiplantae; Streptophyta; Zygnematophyceae; Desmidiales; Closteriaceae. The record is from the annotation of a GenBank genome assembly.
ACUCCGGCACCGCCUGCUGCCUCUGGUACCUCAUUGAAAUUCUCGUCGGCAUGGGCUGCUUCUACUCCUGCGGCUUCCGUUCAAAGCUGAGGCAGAAGUACAUGCUGCCAGCCAAGCCCUGUGGAGACUGCUGUGUGCACACCUUUUGCCUCCUAUGUGCCAUCUGCCAGGAGUACCGCGAGCUCAAGAACCGAGGCUGGGAGCCCAAGCUCG